GGCGGCCCCGCGCACCUCCCGCGGCUCCCGGCCCCUCCGCCGCCGCCAUGGAGGGCUUCGUGGACUUCACCAACCGCAGCCAGGGCCGCGACCAGAUCUUCCGAGCCACUCAGUACACAUGCAUGUUGCUUAGCUAUUUAAUAGAGCAUAAGCCUCAUAAAAAGAAGCUGGUAAUGAAACUCAAGCAGUUGGAAUCUAGCAUGAGCUCUGGCCGGAAAAUGUUCAGACUGGGCAACAUGGUGCACGCCUUGGUGGCAGCCAGGAGGAGUAGAGAGCUGCCAGAUGUGGUCGCUCGCUUCUGCCUCACAGCCUCCAACCUGACCCGGGCCCUCUAUUUCGUCUGCGAUGCCGUCCUGUGGCUGAGGAGCGUUGGGCUCCAGCCUCACCUGGAUACGCCCAAGUGGCGGAAUUGGGCUGCCAAGUGUUACUACGUUUCACUCCUGAUGAAUCUAGCCAGGGAUGGGUAUGAGAUCUCCUGGAGGCUGGAACAAGCUGUGCAGGAGGAAAAGACAAAGGAGAAUUUCCUCUGGGACAAGCACAAUCAGGAGCUAAACUCUGUGAAAUGUGAUAGUUUGCAUGGUGUCUUCCUCCUGCUGUUUCAGAUCCUGAGAAGACAUCCUCCUUUGCUGCUGGACUUGGUGAAGAAUCUCUGUGAUCUCUCAGGCCCUUUGGAUACCCUAGGGAUCUACAAGACCAACCCAGGAGUGAUUGGUUUCUGUGGUGUCCUCUCCUCCCUGGUGGGGAUCCUCACAUUAGCAAGCCCACAUCUGAAGCUGAAACAGUGACAUAAAAGGAGCAAACAGCUUUGAUACUCUGAUAGGUUUUUAUCCUCCAUAUGGCACUUUCAAAAUGAACAUGUCUCACAGUAACCUCAAGAUUAACUUUGUCCUCUGAGUGAGUGAAUUCUACCCUUUUUCCUUCCCUGUGUCUUUGCGGAUGAGGCUGGUGCCAUGACACACUCCCUGAUGGAGUGGAGAUGGGAGAAGGCAGAGUAAUAUUUCACAAACAAAAACAGGACUUGGACCAUGGCUGCUAGAUAAAGAAAUAUUAAUGUUCCAAUAUUUUCAUACAGAGUUACGAAACAACUGCAUAGACAACUGUAAUAGGCAUAUGACUCAUAACUAAUGUUUACACUGGAACACUGGAGUUCACCAAUUAAAGGUUCCUACAGUCAGAUUUUCUAUAGUGGGUUCAGGCAAGUUAGGAGCUGUGGUUAAAAUGGCCUGAAGUCCAGUACGAGUGUUCUGAUGGCUUUGGGUUGAUGGAUCCUGUUAUUUGUAGGCAAUGGUUUGAAUGCAGUUUGACGGUAACUGAAGAGUGGUAUGAUCUGACCUUCUCGUGACCUCUUUAACACGCAGUGGUGACACUGGAUCUGUGGUCUAGUGAGUGCCAGCUUGUGUCCCAGGAAAUCAGCACUUUCUGUUUUUCCUUCAAUAAUGUGAGCCAAGGAGCAUUGGCCACCAAGUCUGACUUCUCCAGCAGGCCAUGGCUGAGGGUUCGGGUGAAGGACAGCGUGGGGGAGAAGCUUGUCUGGGUGCUGAUGAUGCUGUGAUUUGUAGGGAACUGGGUUUCCAAAGCUGUGAAUCUGGAACCACUCACAAGCACUGAAUUUCCCAUUACACACCCACCUUAACUCCCAAACCCCUGUGAUUCCAAGUGCAGCAACAUUCCAUUAAUCAUAUUGAGAUAAGGAGUUUGUUUUGCUGUUUUCAUUUUAUGGGAAAAAAAAUCCAGUAUAAUAAGGAGCUUUGGAACCUGCAGUUAAGGAGAGAAGCCUGGCUCAGAGCUCAUUGAGUCAGAAAUACUGCAAGGGUGUGUUUCUAGUUGUGUAAGCUCCUGGAGGAAAGGGAAUGGAGUUGGUUGUCAUACUAUCAGAAUGCCCUGUGAGAUGAAAAGCUUAUUUCUGGAUUUGGGCAUUCAUGGUUUAGAUUUUCCUAUUUGACCCUCCCUAUCCUUCCCUCUCAUGACCACAAGAUUUCUUGUGUGUUCCCUCACUGGUUGAAUGGGUUCUGCCAUUUGAAAAUGCCUCACUUAGCCCUGCAGCUGCAUCAUUGCUCAUCACUUACCUCACUGGGAAUGACUGCCUGGCAGUGUAACCCAGGCUGAAGAAGAAAUGCCGUGUCCAGCUGUCUGACAUGGCUUGCAGUCUUUGUUGCUCCUGGCUUAGCAGAGUACCAGUUCCGACACCACCUGAGAAAAAUUUGCACGUUAAAUAUGAGAUAAAAUUGUAUUUUUAAUUCAUCAGAGUUAGGCCUGUGUGUUCUCCUAUUUUCUGGUGCAAGGACUCCUUGCUUAAUCUGUUGGGAGUGCUUGAGAAAAAAACUUGCUGGGCAGGAUAAAUAAGUGUGCUUGAAGACCAAAUGUGGCCUUCAGCUGCUCUGCUUUUUAAUAUGGAAAUGGACGCCAUUACAAGUAGAGCAUACUGGCAGUCCAUACCAUAACGGAGCAUUAUAUAUGGGAUAUGUUGUCUUCAAGGGCUUUCUCACCUUUUUAACAAUGGAAGUUUUUUGUUUCCUAACUCCAUUUGCCUUUGAGCUCUGAAAAUGUGAGUUCUGUCCCUCCCUUGGUCAGGUUCGAUCCUUAUCCCUGUGUGUAGCAACCUCUGUAAGGAAGGAAGAGGAGUCUUGAUGAGGCAAAGGAGGUUUGGCCAGCUUUUGCCUACAGAAUUUCAUCUUCAGCCUGGCUCAGCCUUACCUGUCCCAUUCUACAUGAUGCAGGUUGGAGCAUCCAGGAGUGACUCUGUUUACUGGAUGUUAAACACUAAUGCCUUCUGCUCUCCAGCUGGAGACUAGAAAUUUAAUGUACCUUAACAUAAUAUGACUGAGGCCAUAGAAUCAUGAUCAGAUGGAGAAAAUCCUUUUAGUGCCUUUUUUUUUAAAAAAAAAUCUGUUUCUUACACAGCAGUUGGAAUAAGGACAGCUGUUUCAACACAAGCAAUAAACUGAGAUGAGUGUGA
This is a messenger RNA of Apus apus (common swift), 2956 nucleotides long. RefSeq names its product peroxisomal biogenesis factor 11 alpha (gene PEX11A). The transcript is spliced from 3 exons. NCBI's taxonomy places the organism in Eukaryota, Metazoa, Chordata, Aves, Apodiformes, Apodidae. Gene Ontology annotation, cellular component: peroxisomal membrane. The record is from RefSeq and is a predicted model, not a curated record. Gene Ontology annotation, biological process: peroxisome fission; regulation of peroxisome size. The coding region runs from base 48 to 785 and encodes 245 amino acids.